AUGGCGGAAUUUACAAAGGAGUUCAACAUUGAAAGGGGUAGUGGAGCUUACAGGGACUUCAUUGAUGACUUGCGCGUUGAAUUGGGAGAGACCUUUUCACACAAUAUUCCCCUACUUCCCGUUCAGCAGAAUUCACCCACUCGAUGGUUCAACAUCAUACUGCGAACCAACAAUCAUUGCAUCAAGCUGAGGAUUCGACGGGAUAGCCUAUAUUUCUUGGGUUACGAUGUCGGCUACAAUGCCCUAAAACGUGUUUCCGGACAAGGUAUGAAUAACAUAGCCCUUGACCUGACCGCACUCAAUAAUGCCGUAAAUGAUCUGGCUACCCCCACGAUUUCCUACGCAGAUCGCACGAGGUCACUGAUCAUCGUGAUUCAAAUGAUCUGCAAAUCGAUUACAUUCACUCGUAUCUCUGACCUUCUCGCUGCCACAUUUAACAAUAGUAGUUCUUCGCCACCCCCUGAUUGGAUGCUGGCACUAGUACGUAACUGGGGAGACCUCUUUGCCGCAUUGCUGCAAGCCGAUGCUGAUUCCAAUAAUUUCUUCCGACUUCCGCAACCCAAUGAUAUGAAUAUCGUGUCCACUCUAGACACGGUUAUCUUAAUGGCGGAAUUCACAAAGGAAUUCAACAUUGAAAGCGGUAAUGGAGCUUAUAGGGACUUCAUUGAGGACUUGCGCAUUGAAUUAGGAGAGACAUUUUCACACAAUAUUUCUGCACUUCCUGCUUAG
Molecule: messenger RNA, 729 nt
Organism: Camellia sinensis
Lineage: Eukaryota; Viridiplantae; Streptophyta; Magnoliopsida; Ericales; Theaceae
Product: ribosome-inactivating protein charybdin-like
Biological process (GO): negative regulation of translation
Molecular function (GO): rRNA N-glycosylase activity
Source: RefSeq, a predicted model, not a curated record